CAGAGAAAAAGAAAUGAAUGAACUAAUAUUAGAUUAGAACAAAAUAUAGGCACAGAAGGACAAGAACGACAUAUUAAAAGAAUAAAAUAAAAAAGCUGAAAGGGAGAUAACUUAGAAAUGUUGUUGCAGAAAAUUCCACUCAAGUGUCUGCAUCAAUUAGUGCACUAAAUUUUUCUUCAAAAGAAAGGUAUGAUUUUCAGUUUGCACUACGUAUCUGUAGUGUUUGUGCAAAGAAAGUUGUUUUUACCUCUCUUUUUUUCCUUUUUCUCUUUUAUGUAAGGAUAUAUUGAUUCUUGAACCAUCAACCUCCUCCUCUUAUAUAUAGUCUGAUAUAUCUUAUAGUCUUGACAAUAUUCAGUCGUCAAGUAGGUAAAGUAGGCAUACGAACCAAUUUGCCUUAGACUCUAUUGGAACAAAGCAAAGAAAGAGGCGGAAUGGAUAAGGGCGAUGUUGCUUGGCGCGAAGGCUACUGGUUCGGGGUUAAAGUACAGUACUGAAGUUCCUCGGACUUCCAGGCGGUUUUUCUUUUGUGCAGGUGUUCACUGUUGGAUCUCGCCAAUAUAGCCCCCUAUAAUUUUCAUUUGGUCUAUGUAACUAGAGGUUGGUUUGAGUGAUCUUCGAGAAAAUAGUGAAAUACAAGUAGGUAAAGAAGCAGAAUAUGACUAGCAAGAUAGUAUAUUGGUGGUUGUUGAUUUUGUUCAUAGUAAAUGGAUGGUGGUGCUGUUAUUGUUGUUGGAAAGAAGAAAGGACUGCUCUCUUGCAACUUAAGGAAAAUAUAAACUACACAGGUGGUAGUUAUUUGCCAUCGUGGGUUGCGAAUGAAACCUCAGAUUGUUGCCAAUGGGAGGGAAUUGUUUGCAGCAACACCACCAGAAGAGUCGGUGAGUUGGCCAUUACUGUCAAGAAAAUUAGUCAAGAAGAACAACUUAGGACUAAUGGUACAAAUACUGAUGAUAUGUUGAAGAACUGGCUUUUCAAUGCAUCUUUAUUUAUUCCCUUCAAAAAUCUCAAAGCUCUGCUCCUCCCUGGACAUUCAUUGGCCGGUUGGGCGAAAAAUGAAGGUUUCGAAAAACUGAGACAACUGGGGAAACUAGAAAUACUUGAUUUGUCUGGGAAUCAGUUCAAUCGCAGCAUCUUUCAAUCUCUUAGUCAACUUUCAUCUCUCAAGUCAUUGAACCUCUCACACAACAAUAUUGGAUCAGGUUCCGACAUAUGGUUUACACACAACAAAAUUGGAUCAGGUUCUGAGAGAUUGUCAGGCUUAGACAAGCUGGAAAUCCUAGAUUUGAGCGAUAACAAUCUAGAUGAUGAAAAUCUUCUCUCUGCUUUAGAGCUAAAUACAUCUAGAACAGCGUUGAAGAAGCUCGAUAUAAGGUACAACACAUUCCGAAGUUUUAUACCAAAUGAAGAGUUGGGAGCUUUAAGAAAUAUAGAGUACUUACUGUUGGAUGGAAACACGUUGGACGAAAACUUUCUCAGGAGCAGUGGUGUAAUGUCAUCCCUUAAAGUAUUAUCAGUAGCUAACUGCAUGCUCAACGGAAUCCUACCGCUUCAAGGUAAUUCCAGAUAUAAAAGGGCAGCCCGGUGUACUAAGCUCUGCUAUGCGCGGGCGGGGAAGGGCCAGACCACAAGGGUCUGUUGUACGCAGUCUUACCCUGCAUUUCUGCAAGAGGUUGUUUCCACGGCUCGAACUCAUGAUCUCCUGGUCACAUGGCAGCAACUUUACGAGUUACGCCAAGGCUCUCCUUCAAAUUUCAAACAUAGCAUUCACCAAAUUAUCCUUUAUACAACUAAUCUCCUUGUUCAUUUUAUAGGCUUGUGUGAUCUAAAAUAUCUGGAAGAACUAAGUCUUAGCGGAAACAGCUUCACUGGAAAACUCCCUACAUGUCUAGGAAACUUGACAUUUCUUCGGGUAUUUGAUCUGACCAUAAAUCAGUUUACUGGAAACAUUGCUUCAUCUCCGCUUUCAAGUCUCUUGUCCCUUGAAUAUCUCCUGUUAGCAAACAACAACUUUGAAAUACCAAUUUCAUUCGAAUCAUUUGCUAACCAUUCAAAACUUAAGUUCGUCACUGCUGACUACAACUCAGUAAUUGUACAAACUUCUUCCAAAAGCUGGAUACCGAAGUUUCAAUUGGAAGUUUUGUCUUUAAACAACUGCUCUCAAAUGCCAAGUUUCCUUCAUUAUCAACGUCGUUUAAGGCUUCUUCGUCUCUCAAAAUGCAACAUUGGUGGAAACUUUCCAAAUUGGUUGUUAGAAAACAAUCCUAGACUUGCAGAUGUUUUAUUGGACGGAAAUGCAUUCACUGGAAGUCUUGAAUUGCCACUCCUUCCUGAUCUAAAAGCUUUUGAUAUCUCCAACAACAAGAUUCAAGGACAACUUCCUCCUAACAUUGGGUCUAUUUUCCCGAAUCUUGUUAUAUCAACGAUGUCCAACAAUAUGCUUGAAGGCAUGUUGCCUUCAAGUUUUGGCGACAUGAAAGAUCUUGCAGUCUUGGAUUUGUCAUACAAUAAGUUAAUAGGAGACCUACCAAUUGGAUUGGCUCGUAAAGGAUCCAAGUUAAAUUUUCUGAGAUUGUCGUAUAACAUGUUGAAAGGGGAGAUAUUUCUAAUUUCAGCAAACAUCAACAAUUUGGAAUAUUUAUACUUGGAUAGGAACAACUUCUCAGGCCCAACUCCACAGAAGUUAUCCACUGCUCCUUUGAUUACAUUGGAUUUGAGUUACAAUAACUUGUCAGGAAAUGUACCAGCGUGGCUUGGUAACAUCCCCUCCUUAACCUCCCUCGCGCUGUCCAGAAACCAUCUAAAAGGUCAUAUUCCACCUGAUUAUUGCAGACUUGAAGGACUUGAGGUAUUAGAUCUCUCUGACAACAACCUUGUUGGCGUGAUCCCGUCAUGUUUCAAUUCUUCUCUCGGCUUAAAACGUGUGUAUUUGAGCAAAAACAAGUUACAAGGGGAAUUCAACAUGUUCUCAAACACAGAUUUAAAAGUCCUGGAUCUUAGAGAUAACAACUUCAGUGGUUCCAUUCCGAAAUGGCUGGGCAGUACUCUUGAGAUAACCACCUUACUCUUGAAAGGAAAUCGCCUUCAAGGCACCAUUCCAACACAGUUAUGUCAUGCUAGUAACUUAAGAAUUUUGGAUCUUUCUCACAAUAAUCUCUCAGGACCAAUACCUCAUUGCUUGGGAAGCUUAAUGCAAAUAGAAGGGAUCAGUGAAGCAUACCCAUACAGUUCAUCAUUUGGAUAUUCAGGAUUCCAGACAUUUGGAGGAGAUACCUUGAUAAACAUAGAAUCCUCAAUCGAAUCAUCAUCGACAAUUUUCUUUCUAGAUAACUAUGCAUGGGUUGGAGCAGAGUUUACGACCAAAUAUAAUACCUACUCCUACGAAGGUAGCAUUGUUGAUUAUAUGUCUGGAAUUGAUCUUUCUUGCAAUCAGUUAAGUGGUGAAAUACCUAAGGAACUCAGUAAUCUUACUGAGAUUCGGGCACUAAACUUGUCACAUAACCACAUAACUGGAACAAUACUAUCAGAAUUCUCGAAGCUCCAGAAUAUCGAGAGUUUGGAUCUAUCAUACAACAACCUGACUGGGAGGAUUCCCUCUCAACUUGUAGAGUUGACAACUCUAGCAAUUUUUAGCGUGGCACACAAUAAUUUAACAGGUAGGACUCCACAACGUACAUCUCAAUUUGCAACUUUUACUGAAAGCAGUUAUGAGGGAAAUCCUUUUCUUUGUGGUCCUCCAUUACAUAACAAUUGUAUGGAGACCAAAGAGAUACCGAUAUCACCUCGUGCGCUAGAUUGCUGUGAAGAUGAUACUGGUUUUCUAGAUAUGGAGUCGUUCUCUAUCUCUUUUCUUGUGGCAUAUGCAAAUGUGGUGCUCGUAGUGGUUGUAGUCCUCUGUGUAAACCCCUACUGGAGAAAUGUUUGGUUUUAUUUUGUUGAGUCUUUCAUGUAUUCUUGUUACUACUUUUUUGCUUCCAAAAUGUAAACUGUACAUAUUAAGGUCAUCGAUAAGUUAAUCAUGCCUGAGUUCUGCUCCUAUACCUUCUAGUUUCUUAGUACCAAGUAAAUGAUUAUUGAGA
Molecule: messenger RNA, 4079 nt
Organism: Nicotiana tabacum (common tobacco)
Lineage: Eukaryota; Viridiplantae; Streptophyta; Magnoliopsida; Solanales; Solanaceae
Product: cuscuta receptor 1-like
Molecular function (GO): protein binding
Source: RefSeq, a predicted model, not a curated record